Messenger RNA from Saccostrea echinata, 893 nucleotides. Its product is annotated as cerebellin-1-like. Gene Ontology annotation, molecular function: protein binding. The record is from RefSeq and is a predicted model, not a curated record. The transcript has 2 exons. NCBI's taxonomy places the organism in Eukaryota, Metazoa, Mollusca, Bivalvia, Ostreida, Ostreidae. The coding region runs from base 1 to 783 and encodes 260 amino acids.
AUGUCUCCUGUGAGAGCACUUGUUCUAAUGCCAUUGGUGGUCUUUGUUUCAUGCAAUAAUGGAAAGAAUACCAAUAACACAACUGUAACAGAGGAUUCUCCACCAUUGGACAAACCCUCUAUCCAACAACUUCUUCUGAAUCAAGAGACAUUAAUAAGAAUAGAACUAGAGAAGAAAUUAAGAAGUGUACAAGAGGAAGUGGUAGUACUAAAGAAAGACAACGAGGACAUAAGAAAGGAAAUAGCUGAUACUAUAAAGAUCGGAGCUAAAGAGAUUGCUGACCUUAAAUUAAGUGUGAGCGAAAACAUUGCAUCAAUAAACUCAGUAAACGAAUUACUGGAUGCAAGAUUUGCAAGUUUAAUGGCAAAUCAAACGGACAAUUCAAACCAAAUAGCUUUCGAGGCACAAAUUUUAUCCGCACCUGGUAUGGAAUUCAAAGGCAGUAGAGAUUCUGUGAUACGUUUUGAUCGCGUCAACCUUAAUGUUGGUAAUGCCUAUGAUAGUACUACGGGCAAGUUCACAGUACCUAAAGAUGGGCUCUACUUCUUCGGAUGGCAUAUAUUACCUAGCUACUAUACAGUCACUACCACGAGUUUAACAGUAAAUAACUUUCCAAAAUCACUAAAUCAUUGCGAUUCAAAGAGAAGUCUUGGACAACAACCUUGCAGUAAAAUGUCUGUUAUCAGGUUGGCUAUGGGGGAUAAGGUAUGGAUAAGCUACCCUAGUAAUGGAGACAACAAAUCAAAAGCGCCUUACUCCAUUUUCUGUGGUUUCAAAAUUUGAGAAGGAUGGUUUUUGUAAUUGCGUCUUCCAAAUAACUCUUGUGGACUGCAAGAAUGUAUCAGGAGCUUCGUAUUAUUCAUUUUAUUAACUUUAUCAUACAACCUAUAAUA